UGUGAGCGCGAGCCACCGCCGUUUCUAGACAUUGGCAGAUGUAAGUAGUUGUGCAACACGUGAAUUCCCGGCGGAAAGGCGAGUCUCGAGUGUCACAAGCUCCGUGCCGACCUUUACCAACCGUGAAACAAGUCCAUUCAGCCUAAAGCGCGGACACGGUGCGGAGAAACAACACCUGGUAUGCAACCAUUUGUUUGACCCUGUCGUGUGUUACUAAAGAGAGCGGAGUGUUUUAAAAGUGUCAUUAUGCCAUGGCGUCUCUGGGCGCCUCCUUCGUUCAAAUCAAAUUCGAUGACAUCCACUUCUACGAGAACUGUGGCGGCGGGAGCUUUGGCAGUGUGUACCGUGCCCGCUGGAUCUCGCAGGACAAAGAGGUGGCGGUGAAAAAGCUGCUGAAGAUUGAGAAAGAGGCAGAGAUCUUGAGUGUACUCAGUCAUCGAAAUAUCAUCCAGUUUUAUGGCGCAAUUCUUGAGGCCCCAAACUAUGGAAUCGUCACAGAGUAUGCCAGUGGAGGGUCAUUAUAUGAGUAUCUAUCAAGUGAUGCAAGUGAAGAAAUCAGCAUGAGACAGAUCAUGACUUGGGCAACAGAGAUCGCUAAAGGAAUGCAUUAUUUACAUGCGGAGGCCCCGGUUAAAGUUAUCCACAGGGAUCUCAAGUCCCGAAAUGUGGUCAUGACGGGAGACAAAGUUCUCAAGAUCUGUGAUUUUGGAGCAUCUAAGUUUCACUCACACACCACACACAUGUCUCUGGUGGGCACCUUCCCCUGGAUGGCUCCGGAGGUCAUUCAGAGCCUUCCAGUUUCUGAAACAUGUGAUACAUACUCCUAUGGAGUGGUUCUGUGGGAGAUGCUGACUCGUGAGAUUCCAUUCAAAGGGCUAGAGGGGCUGCAAGUGGCUUGGCUGGUUGUGGAGAAGAAUGAGAGAUUGACUAUUCCCAGCAGCUGUCCUGCCAGUUUUGCAAACCUGAUGAGGAAAUGCUGGGAAACAGAACCAAUGAAAAGACCCUUGUUUAAAGAGAUCUUGUCCAUACUAGAGGCCAUGUGCAAUGACAGCCAGCUCUCUGACCAGUGCAACUCCUUCUUGCAAAACAAAGCAGAAUGGAGGCGUGAGAUUGAGGCAACUCUGGAUCGCUUGAAGAAGCUGGAGAGGGACCUGAGCACUAAAGAGCAGGAGCUGAAGGAGAGAGAGCGCCGCCUCAAGAUGUGGGAGAAGAAACUCAUAGAGCAGUCCAACACUCCGCUGCUCCCGAACCUGGCCAUCCAUGUCUGGACAGAGGAACAUGUGUACUUCUGGAUGUCACAGAUUUUUGGGACAGGCGGGGCAGACUGUGAGAUGCAGCGCUACGCUGAUGUCUUCAAGAAGAACCACAUCACUGGACGCAGGCUGCUUCUCCUGUCUGAGGCAGAUAUGAGAGAUAUGGGCAUCUCCUCUAAAGGGCAUAUCAUACACCUGAAGACUGAAAUUGAAAAAUUAACAAAUGAUUACCUGGCCCUGUUCCAUUUCCCCCCGUUAACAAAGGAUGAAUGGGACAGAGAAGAGGAGAAGCAACGCUGGAGGAAGACUGUUAAUCUGGAGCUGGUGUUUGGUUAUCACUGGAAACCAGGAACAGGUCCACAGGACUGCAAAUGGAAAAUGUACUUGGAACUUGACGGAGAUGAAGUUGCUUUAACCUAUAUCAGAGACGUCACGUUUAAUGCAAACAGACCGGAUGUGGAAGUCUCAAAGAUGACCAAGCCACCAUUUGUGAUGGAGAAAUGGAUUGUCGGGAUAUCUGACAAACAGACUGUCGACUGCAUUGUAAAUUAUGAGAGUGAUGUCAGGUCUCCAAAGAGCACAAGGCAUAUGCACUCAGUGCCGUGGAGCCUGGUCAGUGGGCCAGAUGAAAUCAGAGGUGUAGAGCUGCUCAUAGAAACAGCACCAACAAACGGGGGUGGAAACUACAGGAGCUGUUCCAACUCUGGUGUUGAUCCUCAGUGGAUUUCCAGUCUGAGAUCAAAGCAGCUCAGAGAGGACCUAGCCCAGGAGCGCCACAGUGCCACGCCGAGCAACCACUCAGACAGCAUGACCCUCCCGCAGUUCCUGUCUGUUUUUGGUAAUCAGUCAUCAUAUGCUUCUGCUGUGCGAAGAUCACCCAGUCGCAGUCCACUUUCACAAUGGGCCGACUCCCGAAGCUCCUCUCCUACUCUUUCAACCAAACUCUCCUCAAUCCACCUGGGGUCAAAGGGUAGCAGCCCAUCCAGUACCACUUCAGAGAGCACAUCAGAGAGAGAACGCUCUCAAAGCAGUAGACACAUGUACAACUACCAAAAAAAGGGCUCCUAUAACUCUCUAACUGUGACCGGAGGAGGAGACCGGAGAUUCAAUAGAGGGGGCAGUCAUGCAUCUCAUGGCGGCUCUAGAGUCGGACGACAUCGGACCAACCAAGUAGUACCACAGAACCAGUUACAGAUAAUCCCAGGAUUGGCAACAGCAACAGUAGGAGAAAGGCAGAAAGAUGAGCUAGAGGAUGCCAAAGCUGCAGAGGGAGGAUGGAUUAAAGUAGAACGCAAGAAGCCUCCCAAACAGGACCAUAAGCAGCAGGACCAAAGACAGCUCAGAGGCCGUCCACGAAAGGGAGGAAGAGGGGGGCGUGGGCGGAGCUAAGGGUUUUUAUGCUGUGUAUAUGUGGGCAUGUGGAUCAAGUGUACUACAGUUCUUUUUCAGAUGUGGGUGGGAAUAUAAUUACUGCUUUAUACCUUUGAACAGGCCUAGGACCUAACUAUUUUUAAUUUUUUUAACCAUUAUUUGUAUGACUGGCCUUGAAUCCUCAUGCCUCCAUAUGUUUUCAGCUUGUGACAAGGGUCUUUCUCACAAGACACUCCAGAAAUACGAAUGUUUUAGUACUCUAAACUAGUAAUAUUGUUUGGGAUUUUAAUUAUGACUGUUCACACACACACACCACUACCACUACUAGAUGAAUUAGGUUUUUUGCCUCAGGUUUCAGACUCUUGGGUUUUGUUAUAAUAUUUUUAUAUAAUUUUUUGCCAACUAUAUCCUACUGAAUCGUCAAAAUAAAAAUGAUUUUAAAAUGA
Messenger RNA from Pangasianodon hypophthalmus (striped catfish), 3070 nucleotides. RefSeq names its product mitogen-activated protein kinase kinase kinase 20a (gene map3k20a). The record is from RefSeq and is a predicted model, not a curated record. The coding region runs from base 252 to 2642 and encodes 796 amino acids. NCBI's taxonomy places the organism in Eukaryota, Metazoa, Chordata, Actinopteri, Siluriformes, Pangasiidae. Gene Ontology annotation, molecular function: ATP binding; protein binding; protein kinase activity. Gene Ontology annotation, cellular component: cytoplasm. The transcript is spliced from 20 exons. Gene Ontology annotation, biological process: protein phosphorylation.